Alternaria ventricosa is the source of this 390-nucleotide messenger RNA. RefSeq lists its product as uncharacterized. Bases 1 to 390 code for a protein of 129 amino acids. The transcript has 2 exons. The record is from RefSeq and is a predicted model, not a curated record. Gene Ontology annotation, cellular component: NatC complex. Lineage: Eukaryota; Fungi; Ascomycota; Dothideomycetes; Pleosporales; Pleosporaceae.
AUGUCAGCCCCCAGGAGGACCAACCGCUACAGCUGGCUCUUCCCUCGAGCCAAGAAGACCACCAAAAUGGACAACGAGCAAGCCACCUUCUGGCUGAGCCAGUUCAUCGGGAAGAACUUGCGCAUACACGCCAGUGAUGGGCGAGUAUUCGGAGGCCAGAUGAAAUGCACAGACAAAGAUCGUAAUGUCAUUCUUGCACUCGCACACGAGUACCGUGCGCCAUCAGCCGAGACGAUUCGCAAGGCUGUAGAAGAGUCGGGAAAUCCAUCUGCAUCUGUCGCUUGGAACAGCCGCUACGUCGGACUCAUCGUUGUGCCUGGGCAGCAUAUCACGAAGAUCGAGUUUGAGGAGAGUACGUUUGCGGGCCAGAAGAGCACGGUGACGCUUUGA